AUGGACAAUCUUAAAGUUGUUAGAGAGUUACGUGAUUUAGCGGCUGACCCUCAAAACAGAGCAACCAUAGUUCGAGAUCGUGGUUGUUUACGACUGGUUCUAUUCUUGGAUAACAGUAAUCCUGAGGUUGUUGCUACAUCACUAGAAGCACUCCAUUAUUUGGCUGAGUCUCCUUCAAAUCGUCCAUUUAUGAAGAGUGAAGUUGGAUUGGUUAUCAGUUUAAGAAAUAUCAUGGGAAGGCCCUUGACUCAUACUCGAUCAAGAGGGAAUACAUUUUUGGGAGCAUCUAACAGAAAAGCAAGAACAAUAGUGUUUACAAGUGACUGGAAUGGUGAUCAGGAAAUGCGAUCAUUAGUUGAGGAACAACUAUUGACAGUCAAAGGUGUCAUUAGUUUUACUGUUGAUCUCAGUAGACAGAGAUGUACAGUGAGGCUACGUAGUGACCUCAAGCCAGAGUUGUUGUGCAGUGCUAUCAAUGCUACUAGUAUAUUAACAGCUCAGCAAGUUGUCAAGAAUGAACUAGGAGAAGAGGUAUUAUUGUCCUUUGGACCUAGUCCUCAAGCUCAUAUACAAGAUGAGAAAGAAAACAAACAUCCAGUCAGA
Gigantopelta aegis is the source of this 603-nucleotide messenger RNA. RefSeq names its product armadillo repeat-containing protein 1-like. Lineage: Eukaryota; Metazoa; Mollusca; Gastropoda; Neomphalida; Peltospiridae. Gene Ontology annotation, molecular function: protein binding; metal ion binding. The record is from RefSeq and is a predicted model, not a curated record.